AAUUUUAAAAAAUGCAUAGGAUGAUGUCACAUUUACAUAAUCUCCUUUUUGUUCUUUGACUUUAUUUUAAAAAUUGAUUAGCUUAUGGGACAUUUGCUGCGUUUGUUAUAUUAACCAAUUAAUAGAUUGGAAUUACUUAAAAUGGAAUUGUUUCUGUGUUAAUGGCCAGUUGAUAAAGAUUCAGAGUACAGCUCUUGGGUGAUAGGGAGGGGACCAAUUUUUUGAAACUGAUAUGCUAAAUAUAGUUGAAGUUGUUUCCAUAUAGUUGAAAUUAAUUUCAUGGCAUUUUUGUGCUGCUCACUGCAGAGGUUUGAUAAUAACAUUCUGUGAAGUAUCCAUUGGCCUGUGUACGGUACCAAAGAAUGCUGAGUUAGGUUUUAUGUGGGCUAAUUACAAAGAAAGGACUACCACUCGUCCUGUCGUCCUAGACGUGUUUAUGGCUGAUUGCCCUCACACAAUUGGUGUUGAAUUUGGUACAAGAAUAAUUGAAGUUAGUGGCCAAAAAAUCAAACUGCAGAUUUGGGAUACAGCAGGACAGGAGCGGUUUAGAGCUGUUACACGAAGCUACUACAGAGGAGCUGCAGGUGCACUUAUGGUGUAUGAUAUCACUAGAAGAAGUACAUAUAACCACUUAAGCAGCUGGUUGACAGAUGCAAGGAAUCUCACCAAUCCAAAUACUUGCCACCAUGGCAACUGCACCAUACAACUACUCUUACAUCUUUAAAUAUAUUAUUAUUGGGGAUAUGGGAGUAGGAAAAUCUUGCUUGCUUCAUCAAUUUACAGAAAAAAAAUGUAAGUUCAAUAUUAGUAGCUUUCUGUAUUGUCACACUUAGUGACAUUACAUUAGUAGCUUUCUCU
Messenger RNA from Castor canadensis (American beaver), 858 nucleotides. Lineage: Eukaryota; Metazoa; Chordata; Mammalia; Rodentia; Castoridae. The record is from RefSeq and is a predicted model, not a curated record.